AUGGCCAGCGAAGUGCCAGAAAAGUCUGAUCAGGUACCCGCGGUGGACUCCGUGGCAGAGACGACGACGGCCAACGAUGGCGGAGACAUCAACAUGGAAGGGACCGCCGCGCCUGGAGCCGCGACCGAUGCACCCGGCGGUGGUGGCGGCGAAGACGAAGAGCGGAACCCCGUUGCUCCAGGGCCCGAGCUGAAGCUCCCCACGCACAAGGACGUGUCCCUCCGCGAGCUACUUCAUAAGAUGGAUGACUCUGCACCCAUUAUCCCAGACGCAGUGACACACUACUACAUGACCAAGGCUGGCUUGCCACCUCCUCCGCAGACGGAUCCUCGACUGGCACGCCUGCUGGCCCUGGCGACGCAGAAGUUCAUCGCAGAUGUCGCCGCCGACGCGUACCAGUACAGCCGCAUUCGCGCGUCCAACACGAACACCAACAACCCCAUGGGUAACCUCGGCGCUGCCGCCGGCUUCCCCGUCCCCGGACAGCAUCAGGGUGGCGCGGGCCAGGCUGGCGGCGCCGGAGGUGCCGGCGCGGUAGUGAGCAAGGAUCAGGCUAAGGGGGGUGCUGCUGGCGCCAAUGCGGCCCUGGGUAUCCAAAGGCCCGGAUACGGCGGUGGCGGCCAGGGUGGGAGCCAGAAUAGGACGGUUCUCACCAUGGAAGAUCUCGGUAUGGCGGUGGGAGAGUACGGGGUCAAUGUCAAGCGCAGCGAGUUUUACCGGUGA
Geosmithia morbida is the source of this 723-nucleotide messenger RNA. Its product is annotated as transcription initiation factor TFIID subunit 10. The record is from RefSeq and is a predicted model, not a curated record. Lineage: Eukaryota; Fungi; Ascomycota; Sordariomycetes; Hypocreales; Bionectriaceae. Gene Ontology annotation, cellular component: SAGA complex; nucleus; transcription factor TFIID complex. Gene Ontology annotation, molecular function: promoter-specific chromatin binding; RNA polymerase II general transcription initiation factor activity. The transcript has 2 exons. Gene Ontology annotation, biological process: transcription initiation at RNA polymerase II promoter. The coding region runs from base 1 to 723 and encodes 240 amino acids.